This is a messenger RNA of Nyctereutes procyonoides (raccoon dog), 1598 nucleotides long. RefSeq names its product SERTA domain containing 3 (gene SERTAD3). NCBI's taxonomy places the organism in Eukaryota, Metazoa, Chordata, Mammalia, Carnivora, Canidae. The record is from RefSeq and is a predicted model, not a curated record. The transcript is spliced from 3 exons. Gene Ontology annotation, cellular component: nucleus. Bases 220 to 816 code for a protein of 198 amino acids. Gene Ontology annotation, biological process: positive regulation of DNA-templated transcription.
GAGGCCAGACCGAGAGGCCCGGGGGAGGUGAGCGAGGCUGCUACUCAGCCCUGGUGGUGCUGCGGUCGGUCCGGGACUUGGUCAUUGCGAACCUGGUGGCUAAGUCCAGGUCCGCGUACUCCACCCCUGUCCUGUGUGACACUUUGGAAGAGAGGAGUAUUGUAGAAAGAACAGCUUUGUGACUUGAAUCAGGAUCCUUGUCUUGGAGAUGAGGGCAUCAUGGUAGGAGGCUUGAAGAGGAAACACUCAGAUUUAGAGGAGGAAGAGGAGGAUGAGAAAUGGGACUGGGGUCCAGCAGGCCUGCGGAGCUACCAGCAAGCCCUGCUUCGAAUCUCCUUAGACAAAGUCCAGAGAAGCCUGGGCCCCCGAGCACCCAGCCUACGCAGGCAUGUCCUCAUCCACAAUACCCUCCAGCAGCUCCAGGCCGCGCUCUGCCUGGCUCCAGCACCUGCCUUGCCCCCUGAGCCCCUCUUCCUGGGCGAAGAGGACUUCUCCCUGUCAGCCACCAUCGGCUCUAUUCUCAGGGAACUGGAGACGUCCAUGGACGAGACAGAGCCCCCUCAGAAUCCAGUGGCUCCCCCAGGCUCCCAGAACGAAGUGCUGCCCCAGCCUGAUCCAGUCUUCUUAGAAGCCCUGAGCUCCCGGUACCUGGGGGACUCUGGUCUGGAUGACUUCUUUCUGGACAUUGACACAUCUGCAGUGGAGAAGGAGCCUGCACCGGCCCCACCAGAGCCUCCUCACAACCUCUUCUGUGCCCCAGGGUCCUGGGAGUGGAAUGAACUAGAUCAUAUUAUGGAAAUCAUUCUGGGGUCCUGAAACUUUGGGGGGCUCUUUUCCUCAUCCUAGCCUCAGUGGGCUGGAUUCCUGGAUGCAACUCCGUGUGUGUGUGUGUGUGUGUUUUGGUGGGGGCUCUACACCGUGACUCUGGCCUCCUUUCAUCCCAUUUCAGGGUUCCACAAACCAUCUUGCAUGUGUGUGUGUCUGGUUACCACAGCCUUCUGUGAAGGUGGGUUUUCCUGAAGUAAUUUAUCUGUUCCAAAUGCCUUAACGCGACUCUGUUUCAGGGAGUCGGAUUUCCCACUUCCCACAUCUCUUCUGCCCUUCCCUCCAGUUCCUACUCCCCUUGUGACCACUGGGGCCUCAGGGAAGAUAAAGCUGGGCCUGACAGAUGAUGACUGGGAUAUGCUGCCUGGUUGCUAUGGGAACUCAGAUUUUGCCUCUUGCACCUCAAGGGAGCAGGAGGGGCUGGCCUCCUCCCCUCAAAGGUCAAGCCCCCACCUCUUUGGCAAGACCCCAGUCCCAGCAGUCUCCUGAUUCAUAACCAGGCCGGACCACGUGCAAUAGGGUGGAAACCAAACCACUCCAUGCCGCGUUAUUUAAAAGAAAGGCGGGUUUUGUGGUGGGUUUUGUUUUUGUUUUUUGGUUGUUUGUAAUUACUUUUUUUUUUUAAUAAAAGUGUUUUGGGAGGGGUGGUGUUGCCUAAAAGUUUCUAAACUUUCAUUGGGUCAGUGGGAGGGACCUGGUAAGCUCCCUGGACACCUGUACCCUUUACCUGCCGAAGUGAGGGCAGGCAUAUUAUUAAACAUAAUAUUUGCUGA